Drosophila yakuba is the source of this 1051-nucleotide messenger RNA. RefSeq lists its product as uncharacterized. Bases 266 to 937 code for a protein of 223 amino acids. Lineage: Eukaryota; Metazoa; Arthropoda; Insecta; Diptera; Drosophilidae. The transcript is spliced from 2 exons. The record is from RefSeq and is a predicted model, not a curated record.
AGCCAAAAUCACUUUCGAUCUGAAUUCACAGAGAUUAGUCGUCUAAACUGCUUGUGCUCCUGAAUAUUUUCUGAUUUUUUUUGUUGACCAAAAAGUUACAUUGUGUUUUUCCAAUUGUUGCGAACACCAAGUUGAAUUUGAAUUGUUACAAACACGAAGUUGAAUUUGAAUUGUUCCAAACACCAAGUUGAAUUUGAAUUGUUACAAACACCAAGUUGAAUUUGAAUUUCGUUUUGAUUUGAUUUGAAUAUUGAACAAUAGGAAAAUGCCCAAGGAGAUGGACCAAGGCAAAGGCGACAACGCUAAGGAGGAGAAGAAGGAGAAGAAGGAUAAGGAGAACCAGCCGAGCAACGAGAUGCCCGGCACAUCGAAGCAGAGCAAGAGUUCCGAGCAGAUUGAGAAGAAGCUGCAGGAGAUCAAGGGACAGAAGCCGCACUUCAACGAUAUGGUCGUCGUCUUGGAGGAUCUAGUGACUCCAGUGACGCCCAAGGCCAUGACCACCAAGAAGUCCAAGAACACGGAGAUGAAUCCACAGACUCCCGGUAAGCCGGCAGCUGCCAAGGAAGGCGAAGGUGCUGCUGCUGCUGCUGCUGCUGGUGCUGCUGCUGGUGAUCAGCAGGGGGAUACGGUGUUUGCUGAUACCGUGGCAUUCGUGAUGCAGCCGGAUGGCACUCACAAGGUGUACACCACACGCGAAGAGGUGACCGAGGAGGAGCAGGUGGCACCCACGCGCGAGAUACUCGUCGACGAUGGCGAGCUCGUCAUCUUGACCGGCGACAAUGGGGAGGUGGUCUACCGCCCCAAUGACUCCGUUACCAUCGAGGCCGAGGAUAACCGUGUCUUCGUUGUCGGUGCCCAGGAGAAUGAUGUCACAUACGUCCAGACCGAGGAGCAGGAGGUCCAGGAGACAAUCGAGGGCGAGAACCUCGUCGAGUAGUCGCCGGUUAAGGAGUAGGUGCAGGAGUAGGGCCAUACUAAAUAUGCCAAAUAUAUCAUUGUUUUCGCUAGUUGAAUCAAAUAAAUAUGCAAAGCAUUUAAAUAUAUAAACAUA